GCAAUCGAGUCCUCUUCGCAUCACAUUUCUACUGAAGUCAAUAUUGAUGGAGAUCCCAAAGUUGCAAAGUCAACCACUACAUUCAAUAAUAAGCAGCCAGCAAUGCCAUUGCUAGUGUUAAUUGGAUUAAUAAUCGGUACAACU
Acaulospora morrowiae is the source of this 144-nucleotide messenger RNA. NCBI's taxonomy places the organism in Eukaryota, Fungi, Glomeromycota, Glomeromycetes, Diversisporales, Acaulosporaceae. The record is from the annotation of a GenBank genome assembly.